ACCUAUCCGGAUUGAGAUUUUAGUUAUUCCAUUCUGCUAGGUAAUUAGAUUUUGCACAGCCUGGUCAGUGGUUAUAAUUAUGUAGCAGACUGAGUGUUUUGGGGGAGGAGCAUUUUUAUAAAUAAUUAUUGUAAAGAUCCCACGUAUUCAAUGUAUUUGCUCUCUCUAACUUUUACGGAUGCUCAUUUGCCCUGUAUUUUAGCAAGAAAGGGUUUUUGCUCUCUAAGUUGGAUGAUGACAAAGUGUUCCACUGUCUUGUCAUUUGGGGCAAGUCACUGCGCCUCUCUGCGCCUUAGUUUUCCCACUUGCAAACCUGGAAUGCUGCUUGUCUUACAGGAGGAUGGAGAGGCUUAAUUACUUUUUGUAAUUUGAGAAACUCAGGUAGAAAGUGCUAUAGAAGUGCAGCGAAGUAUUUUAACAUAUAGUAUAAGGGAGAAUUAGAAACUAACAAUGUGUCUUGAUUGGGAGAGGAGUGUUCGUCUAGCAGCUCAAGCAUCAGAUGCUGUUUUUCUGUUGCAUAGAAGAGGUGUCCGGAGGAGUGUAAGCAUGAAGCGAUUCAUGGCACUGCUUAAUAAAAAUAAAAACAAGGACCCUCCACAGGCCAAGCUGCUGGAUCUAGCAGGACAACUCUGCCACGAUCUUCAGAGCAUGUCUCCCAGCCUGGAGAAGCUGGUUGAGGCAAUGAUGGGGUGCAAGCUUCAGGAAUAUUUCCUCACCAACAUCAAUGUAGUCCGAGCUUGUGUGCUCGUCUAUAUCCACAGAGGUCAGCAUGACACAGCCUGCAGACUCCUGGAGUGUUGCAGGAUGAAAGAAAAGAAGGAGCUGCUGCAACUUUGGAAUGAGAUCCACUACCACAAAGUCAUGGAGAAACACCACACAGAUUCCCUGACACCAGUGCAGAAAUUCCGGUGCAGGAAGAGGAAUCCUCCACCAAUUUCCCUGUGUCCUGAAGGCAUAAAGAAUCGAAACUAUCCAGAAAAAGUGCGCCAAAAGCUGCACAGAUUUGCUGCAAAUGUGACAAUGAAUCCAAACAAGGAUCAGCGGGAGGGUUUGGCUCAGGAUAUGAACCUGCAGCCAAAUCAGGUCUAUAACUGGUUUGCCAAUUACCGUCGUCGUCAAAAAACGCGGCUCAGUCGGCUGGAAAAGCUUAUCAGCUCAAUUGAUGAGGAGUCCUCAACUCACCAAGCAAAACAUCAGCCUAACAGUGGAUCCUGCAUUCCACAAGCUGCAGAGGCAUUUCAUGCAGGCGUUGGCUCAGAGCAGAAAGAGAUUAUUACCCUUGGCCCCUGUGGUCCGGGGUGGGAGCAGUCAGCUGCGGGUCUGGACUGUUCUGCUGAUGGGACCUUUUCAGAGUUGCUGGAACCCAGCUUUCUGCAGAGCAGUGAGUUACAGGAAAUGAAGUCUACUAAAACUUCAGUGACGCCUCUCAACAGUGAAGAGCCAGCAGCUUUCUGCACUAAGACUGAGCAUGGAAUAAGCCUUAGCUCUGCCACCAUGGAGACCAGACAGACGUCAAGUUACACUGCCACUAGUCCCUGUCUGGAGAACUUUGUCCUGUGCUCCUGUGGCUCACAUCCCUUCCAAACAGAACAUCUGGACGCAAGGCAGCCAACUCCCGGUGCAGAAGGAGUCUCCGGUGCAAGCAGCCAGUGCCCCCUGUGGAGCCCUGGUACAGCAGUUCCCCUCAGGCUGUGCUUGGCAAAUCCCAGUGCCCACCAGUUUCCACAUCCCAUCUGGAGGAAAUCCAGGCCUUGGGAUAUAGCCAGGUGCUGGAGAAUCCACUAAGCGAUCCCAUGACCAGCGACACAUUCUGGGCAGCGUGGCUACUCUUUGAAUUCUCAGUCGGUGGUCGAAUGUAACUCGCACAGUGAGGCUCUGUAUGAUGGUCUGCGGUUCUGCAGUGAUUGCCCCUUUCUCGCCAAAAGAGGCAGUCAGAUAACACACUGAGGUUAACUGGGAAAGGAGACAUUUUCUAAUUGUUACCAAGUUCAUUUUGGCUACAGUUUUAUCAAGAGUUUUAAAAGUAACAAACAAAAGCAGUGCUCCCUGUGGUUCUUGCAGAUCACAGACUUUAACUGGGACAAUUUGAAACUGUGUAGCCAUUGCAAGUGUUUAGUCACUGGUUCUUUGGAAGUUAAAUUGUUCAGGUCACCCCAUGUUCAUAACUGUGUAUCUGGACGAGAUGGUUCUGGGUCCCUCUAUUGUUGUUAUUGAUGAAGUUGUGUAAAAAGCCCCUCAGUUCAAAGGGAGUAAAACCUCAGAAAUGUCAUCUACAAUGUGGAUGCCCUGUGGGUUUGUUAGGGCUGGAGAAUUUGGGACCUAGCUGAGCCUUGAUACAAAGCUGUCUCCUCCCACUUCUGCAGUUCACCUGUGCUGUGAAUUCUGGGGCACUCCAAAUCCCAUAGUGCCACAGAUCGCACAUUUUGGAGCUUUAUAGAACUCAUAGCACCCAACGAAACUGUAUUAUAGAGGAUGAGAUGGGGAAAGCCAGAGUGUCAGGGCCCAGUAGCAGGUGGACCUUGAAUUCCCCAUGAAGGUCAGAGGAAUGGAGAGGGUAGGGACAUCUGAACCCUUUCAAUCCCAGCUCCUUAGAAUUCCCAACUCCAGCUGGACAGGAGCUCUGCAACUGGUCCUAAUGGUUGCCUUUCCCACAGUCUGCAGAAGAGUGAAAAUGAAGGCCUGAUUCUCUACUGCCUUGCACUUACACCUGUACAAAGUGAAUGCAGAAUAUUGCCAUUUUCAUUCGGUAGCAUAUUAAAUUGGCUUUGCGUUUAUUUUGCAGGUACACAUUGACAGCUUGAGGUGCAGAGCAGUGGAGAAGCAGGCCCUGUAUGUCCCUGAGUACCUUGCAAAGCAGCUUUUGGGUUGUGCAGCCCCAGAUUCCCUCAGACUGCAGGAGUAUGUGGCCUCUAAUAGAAAUUGAUAACUGUAUUCAGCUGAAGUCUAAUACCUGAAUUUUGGGCAAAUAUCUGAGGCUCCUCACAGCUCUGAUUGGAGGACUACACUGCUAACAGUUCCUCUGUUCAGAUACUUUUUCCCAAACCAGCCUCCAAGCCAUCUGCUUCUGCUCCCUCUCCAUUGUAUUUUUUUUGUUAUAUCACAGAUUAGGAACCCUGCACUUUUCCUUUUAUCUCAUCCCGGAGCUAGAAAAUGGAAAUUGUGAGAGAAAUAGGAGAGAGGAGUUCAUUUGGACCCAGGCUUAAAAACACUGAGGGGCAAGUCAUUGUUUAGCUUUUUAAGUAUUUACCACAAUUGUGUACUUUUUAAAAAAGAUUGUGGAUCACAAAAGAGGAUCCUCCUUGCCCAGAGUCCAGGCUUAGGGUUCAUUGGUGGAAUGCUGAUGUCCACAUUGACUCUCUUGUAAUGAAGGAAUUUUGCAAAUAAAGUUUAUGAGUGGACAUCUCUCUCUAUGGUUCAUUUUCCACAGAGUAGAAUAUUAUGUGGUUAUAAAAAGACUUUUAAAAAGCAUAAUUCCACCAGGCCUCAGGUAUACUUGUGCUACUGCAGGGUGUGCAGGCUGCUCCCUCAGGAGUCCAUCUCUAUGGUUCUUACCAAAGUCUCAGUACCUGCGCUGGCAUUUGAUUGCUUUUUCUAACUUGGUUUCCAAACCUUUUGCAUCUGAGACACUUGUGUUUGGAGGGGGCUAUAUAAGAUUGUUGUUGUUUUUUAAUGAGGGGGAUUUAGAUGAAUUGGAGUGUAUAUGUGGUCAGGAGGGAAGCAGUCAUUUGAUGUAGUGGAGGCAGAGGGCCUCUUUCAAGACAUUUUGAAAAGUGUUCUUCCUAUUGUAACAGACUGGCUUUGUGCUGUCAUUUUCAACACUGGCUAGUUAACCCAUCCCUCUUGUUUAGAAUAGUCUUGCAGCAUGGAAGGGCUGCCACAGGCCUCUCGUCGUUCUUAAAAAAUACAUAAAUAAUAAAAUGCAGAGAAGAAAAUGCUGGUCCCUUUAGAGAGCUGAUGUUUCAAAGCAAAUCUCAGUCCUGCUUCCUUCUGCCUCCUGAUUGGGUAUGGAUGCUGGUCUUCCUUUAGCAACAGAGACAGAUAUAUCCAUCUCCUUUGCAAUUGGCUGUAGCAUGCUGUUGACCCAUAGCAACAGCAGAAGAUGGCUCAGUCUGAUAGAUACAUUAGGCUGCAGUAGCUUACAAGAACAAUAAAGCAAUGGGCACUUCCCUUGUGUAUCUAAUGUGCAAGUGGCAAAUGAAUAAAUAAGCAUAUUCUGGAGGAAAUGCCAGAAUCUUCACAAGACAUGGAAAAAUAAGCACGCACAUCUAGAAACUGCUUAUAACAGGCAUUUCAAGUGUGAACAAAGGGCUGCACUGUCAUCUCAGUGACUCUGGUGUAAAAUGCAGAGUUGAAAUGGCCUUCUGUUACUCAAUUCAUGAGGGAUCCUGGUAAAUGUAGACAUAGAACACCAGAGAAGGUAUUUUAUCAUUUACCCCAACAGAAUAAUCUUCCGCUGUCAUUAUCUAUGAUACAGUCAUUCUGUGGUAUGUGAUGUAUAUGCAUGGAACUGUGGAGGGUUCCAUGUCACUGUUACUGAAGAGAAAUGCCUUGAAUUACAAGGAAAAUUAUGCCUGUGCUGUAGUGAGGCAUAUUUCUGGCACCUUCUUCUGAAACAUCUGGUACUGGCUACUGUCAAAGACAGAACAGUGGAUUAUUAGACCAUUGUCUGACCCAGUGUAGCAAUUCCUACAUUCUUAUUGAUUACAAUUAAAGACACCAUUUUCUAAGAGAAGUAACAUUCCAAGGCAUGCAGUUGUUUGAGAUAUCAUAAUUCUUGAGUGCUGGAGGCAAUUAUCCUUUGAUCUCUUACCUUACAACAGCAGUCCACCUUGUAUUAUUUUUUUAAAACUAUCCAAGAAUUUAGGGGGGGGGUUGUGAUGCAAGAAUGAAGCUGAAAUCCUCAGAAUUCCUGAGGUAGACUUAUCUGGAGGCACUGGUAGCUACUCCAUAGUGAAAUUUACAUGACGAUUUGCUCUUAAAGCAGGAAUAAAACUGCUCUGUUUCACAGUUUGUUUAAUGAAUUAAGUUUCCAAAUUUGGUACAAGUGCUCUUCAGAGGACAAUUGAAUUUUCCAGGUCAUUUCCCAGAUGAAAUAUUUAAUUACUUCUCUUAUCUGAUCUUUUAAAUCUAGGUCUAUCGUAUCCAACAAAUCAAAAAAAGUGUGUUCUUCAUAUUCAUCUGCAAGACACAUGAAGUCAGGUGCCUGAAGCAGAACCCCAAUCUGACCCCCAGCCAGUCUUUGCAUCAUGUAGCUUCAAUAAUACUGAGUUUUUAUGAGAGACUUUGAGGAGCUAAGUGCAGUUGAACAGGUAUUUGGAAAAGACGUUCUUGCAGAAAGUCUCAAAGGAUCUGGCUUUUCAUGUUGACCUACUGGGAGCAGAGUGGAUUUCAGAGAUAUGCUGUCUGUUCCCCAUCUGUAAGCUGGCAGACUGGAUCUAUGGUGAGGAUAUAGAAGAAAAGCCAAUGAGUCAGCACUGUACAUCAGUGACUAUUGUUGCUUGAUCCUCCCUGCCCUACAAAAAGUGAUGCUGAGAGGAGUCUUUAAGGGAGAAGGCAGGGAAAUUAUUUAAAUGACGUUAUCUAGCACUAUCUGGUCAGUAUUAAAAUCAUCCACUUUGCAUCUUGCCUUGUUCUAGUUUCCUGUGCUUUACAGCCCUGGUAUUUUGCUGUGGCUUCCUAAAGGUUUUGCCUGUUGAUACAAUACAGUCAAUAAAAACCACAGGAGUGCAGAACUAAACAGGUUUAGAGUAGCCCAGCCAGGGCAAAAUCCUGUCCUGCCUACUGUGGGUGUGGUCGAAGGAAAAUGGAUACAAAGAAAAUCUUCACCUGUGCAACAGCAGAGUAAGAUUACGGUCCUGUGCUCCUCUCAGUGCUAGACCAGGACCCAGCUAACACAAUGUUGACCCAAGAAGUGUGCUGCACGUGUUUCGGGAAUAGCCAGAUCCUUCCCUCCGCCAUGCAUAUGCUGCCAUAUGUAGCAGGUUGUGGAUAUGGGUGUAUGUGGUCUCCCUAUUUGAAGCAGCAGUAAGAAGUGCUGCUGAGCAUGUUGCUGCUCUGCUCUGUGCUGGUACU
Chelonoidis abingdonii (Abingdon island giant tortoise) is the source of this 6072-nucleotide messenger RNA. Its product is annotated as anomalous homeobox protein. The record is from RefSeq and is a predicted model, not a curated record. Lineage: Eukaryota; Metazoa; Chordata; Testudines; Testudinidae. Gene Ontology annotation, molecular function: RNA polymerase II cis-regulatory region sequence-specific DNA binding; DNA-binding transcription factor activity, RNA polymerase II-specific. Gene Ontology annotation, biological process: regulation of skeletal muscle cell proliferation; regulation of transcription by RNA polymerase II; skeletal muscle fiber development. Gene Ontology annotation, cellular component: nucleus; transcription regulator complex.